AUGGCAGGUCCUCUCGCUCUGCGAUCAGGUACCCCUAAUCGAUCUAGUCGCGGCACUGUCAACAAGCAAUGGCAGCCACGAACAAGGGGACCUUCAGUGGAAGCAUGGGAACGGGUAAAGCCGUUCAUAAUGCGAUACUACGUUGAGGAGGGAUUAAAUCAGGAUGAAAUACUCAAUCUUUUGUCCAAGAAACAUGGGCAUGAUGUGAAAUUGAACAUGCUAAAGACGAGGCUGAGGCAGUGGAAUAUGAAGAAGAAUUACACAAAGGCAGAGAAACAGGCAGCAGCGAAGGAGCUGAAGCGGCGCUCCGACCUCGGGCUGGAAUCUCCUGUCGAAGUAAAAAUUGACGGGAGACACCCGUCUUGGGACCGUGUAUAUCGCCAGUGCCGAAACGACGCGGAGUACACAUCUCCCUGGCUGCAAAAGAAUACGGAGUGGCGUGCCCUCGUCUCACGUCUUUGUCUGAAAACGUGUCCUACCGACCACUUCCUCGAAUUGACGUUGAGAGACGUCUCAACAUAUUGGGGCAUAAUUAUUGUCGGACAGGAAAAGAAGCCGGAAACGAAAAGCUACGAACCUCAGGCCCUGAGAAUUGGCUUUCUCGGUGGACUGGAACUCAUCAAGAAGGGCCGUGACAAGCAGGGAUGGCGCGAGAUCCACACUACGUGUGGCAAAGUCAUCAAUGUCUUCCGGUCACGAGAGCCUGAUCUUCUGGCGGAGCUCUUCUCCCUCUUCUCAGCGAGGAGUUGGACUGUCCAUCCUCAAUUGCUGUCGGCAAUCGCCAAAUAUGUCCUCAACGUGUCGCGUGAUCUUGUGGGAUCCGAGCACCCUCUGAGCCAUAUCUUGCGUAUGUUUGUCGCCUUACUUGCCGAGGACAGUCUGGAAGCGUUCGGUAUUGUGCCGGAGUUAGCGCUGAAAGUCAUGUUAGAUCUGGUUGAACAAGAAAGGGAGGUGAAGAUCGCGUCUUUCUACAUCCGGUCUCUGGAAGUGAGUCUCAUGGACAAGAUCAAUGGGCGGCUCGGACAACACGCCGUCCGACAGCUGGUGCAGGCCAAAUUCUCGCACUAUAGAGCAACGCUCGGCGAGCGGAACCAGUAUACGCUGUCGAUGCUUUCCGACAUUGCGCAAAUGCACCUAUGCGACGCUCGGGGGUUCGAUCCCCGAGAGAAUGGACAUGAAAAGGAAGCAUCGGAACGCAAGGCUGAAAAGAUCCUGCUCAAGAUUGUGCGCCAGGGCGAGAAGUUUCCAGACGACCUUUCCCGGGUUGGCUCUUACCUGCUCGCCGCGCGAGAUCUUGCUCGUCUCUACUUUUCAAAGCAAGACUUUCAGAAUGCACAUAGGUACUACGGUCUGGCGGUACUCUGGUCUGCCCGGAAACUCGGCCCAUUUCACUCGUUCACCUCUCUGGUGGUGGAUGACUACGAAGCUUUGCAGAAGCUGGUGGGACUUGGUCUCGUAGACAUCAAACCUGAAGAAGAAGAGCAUGACCGUCAGUUGACUUGCAACCAGGAGAACCAACCAGGACAAGAUUCUCAGGAUUUUGUUCUCGAGGCCGCCACAUCCACCCAAUUUGCGGGCGGCCCAGAGUUCACCCCCAUCACCCUCCCUGGGAAUGAAUCCAGCUCGCAAGGGGUCGGCAAUGUCCUUCCUGCGAGCACGAACGAGGACUGCGAGGGUGCGCAUAAUGAAAAUGCACUGCUCCUAGAGUCCGUCUUUGAGUUGCACAGCCCGAGUGCGGAUCUGUUUAUCCAGGCUCCGGAGGACUCUUACGUGUGGACGCCCGGCACCCCGGCACCUGGUGGUUCACAAGGAAUUGUCGCUGACAUGGCAUUUGAUGAACCUGCUACUUCAUCCAGACAGGGUCCGCCCAUCUUUUUUCAAGACAACCCGCCCGAGUUCAACUUAGACAUGGACAACAUGGACAACAUGGAUCCAUUUCUGGACUGGCAGUCGAGCCAGAAUGUUGACGGCGUUUCAUAA
Messenger RNA from Fonsecaea erecta, 1980 nucleotides. RefSeq lists its product as hypothetical. The record is from RefSeq and is a predicted model, not a curated record. The transcript has 2 exons. The coding region runs from base 1 to 1980 and encodes 659 amino acids. NCBI's taxonomy places the organism in Eukaryota, Fungi, Ascomycota, Eurotiomycetes, Chaetothyriales, Herpotrichiellaceae.